AUGGCCGUGGAUAAUUCAGAGAUCAUGGACUUUGUCAAUCGGUAUCAGAACUUGCAGGGCUACCAGAACGCCAGCGACCAACUGAUGAAGGACCUUUUGAUAUACUGCAAAGAAAUCCAGGGCCAAUAUGCCGAUGAAAAUCAGAUGCUUAAGCAGGAGCUGCGCAAUGCAAAACUUGACCUCGAGCAUGCUACGACUUCCAGAAGAGAGAUGCAACAGGUGCUGCAAGAGCUUGAUUAUGAUAACAGCUACAUGAAGUUCCAAGAAUCGUUUAUCAGACAAGGCAUCGAGGGCGGCAAGCAAGCCGCCUACGCCCUCCGAACUGCCGUUGCUGAGUACGUUGGCAGCCAGUCGGGCGAGGUUGAAAUCGUCGCCAAAGUUUGCGCCAAUCUAUCUGGUCUUGGACGUGCUAUGCGCAGAGAUGGGUGCCUCGACAGCGAGUCCGAGCUCAAGGAGUUCUAUCUGGGUUUCACACAGGCCAAAGCUUCGUUUGAUUUCAUUGAUGUCGGUCACGGUAAGGAACGUGCCGACUCGAAGAUCAAAGAGACAACCCGUUGGCAUUUGCGAAACUACAACUGCAGACAGAUUUUGCUAGGCAUUUCCCAUGAUGCGGGUUAUGCCCCUUUUCUCGACGAGAUCCUUCAAGAUACAGAUACUCGCUCGAGAGUCAGUCUAAUUGAGGGCGUCGCCACGGUCAGAGAAUUGAAAAACACCAAUGUUCAUAUCCUCGACCCGCUGCCCAGCCUUUUCCGAAACCAAAAGCUCAUUGAUAGAAGUGGCGACCGCGCUGCUGAACGUGCCGAGGCAUAUGCCAGAUCUUCGGCGCAGGGACCAGCUUCGGUACCUUUCUUUUCAGCUCCAUCUAGAGCGUCGACAUCUUCGCCUGUGAUGGUGGCCUCGCCAAUCUCACCUCCUGCUACAGUGGCGACGACGGCUUCUUCUUCCUGGGCCGGAGUCACUGCGAAGGCGAGCCCACCACCAGUCAUCACCACUCCUUUGGCCAAAAUAUCCGUCAAUGUUCCUGCUCGAAAGGCUCCAGAACAAAAAGUGGCAACACCGGCAUGGAACCCUGGCGAACGUGGCAUUGACCCCCCCAUCCCCAUCAACGCAACAGCCAUGGAUAACAUUAAGAAACGAACGGGCAAGGAUAAGCUGUGCAAUAACCAUUACCUGCGCGGUCCUUGCGCCAAGGGCGACGAGUGCUGCUUUGAACACAAGUACAAGCCCAAUGCGGACGAGAUCAAUGCUAUUGCCCAUUUGACUCGUCUCAACCCCUGUACCAGUGGUCAGGAGUGUGAGGUGGACAACUGCAUCUACGGACAUCACUGUCCUAGCGUGAGUGGGAACACCUGCACGCAUCCGUAUUGCAAGUUCAGAGUUGAGGAUCAUCCACCUGGCACAAAGUUCAAGAAUGCCAAGAUUCACGAAAACUAA
Colletotrichum fioriniae is the source of this 1434-nucleotide messenger RNA. The record is from RefSeq and is a predicted model, not a curated record. NCBI's taxonomy places the organism in Eukaryota, Fungi, Ascomycota, Sordariomycetes, Glomerellales, Glomerellaceae.